AUGUCACAAACAACCCCAGAAGAACAAAAUUAUGAUGUUUACUUGAUAUACCCAAAAGAAUCCCAAAAUUAUUUCAUAAUCUGGUUUGAUGGUGACAAAGUAUAUUGGAAAUUUGUUUCAAGCUAUUUAAGUCCCCAAACUACACUUUUUCAUAAUUGUGGUUCUAUUGUUCAAUUCGGUAAUGAUGAUGAUUUGUAUUAUAUUACAAUCUGUAUAGAUGGUAAAAACACAACAGGAAUUAGAAUUUUAAAAGAAAAAUUCACCUCAUUAGAUGGUUUCCAUGUACACAAUCGUUUAACUGAACCAAAUAUCAUUUUACCUUCAAAAAUCAAAACCACCUUGUAUUUAACCAAAGUUGAAGUUAAAAAAGUUUAA
This is a messenger RNA of Dictyostelium purpureum, 375 nucleotides long. RefSeq lists its product as uncharacterized. NCBI's taxonomy places the organism in Eukaryota, Evosea, Eumycetozoa, Dictyosteliales, Dictyosteliaceae. Bases 1 to 375 code for a protein of 124 amino acids. The transcript has a single exon. The record is from RefSeq and is a predicted model, not a curated record.